Messenger RNA from Penicillium roqueforti, 657 nucleotides. RefSeq lists its product as uncharacterized. The coding region runs from base 1 to 657 and encodes 218 amino acids. The transcript has a single exon. The record is from RefSeq and is a predicted model, not a curated record. Lineage: Eukaryota; Fungi; Ascomycota; Eurotiomycetes; Eurotiales; Aspergillaceae.
AUGGAAGAGCUUCCAGGAGAUGAAACUGCCGACGAAGAAGCAACACUCGAAGCAGACGAAGCCGAGGUGCUUGGAACAGCGAUUGAACUAACGGAAGAGCUUCCGGAAGGCGAAAUCACCGAGGAAGAAGUAGCACUUGAAGCAGGUGACGAAGAAGCUGAGCUGCUGGGAACAACGACUGAGCUAACGGAAGAGCUUCCGGAAGGCGUAAUCACCGAGGAAGAAGUAGCACUUGAAGCAGGUGACGAAGAAGCUGAGCUGCUAGGAAUAGCGGUUGAGGCUGAGCUGAUGGAAGAGCUUCCAGGAGACGAAACUGCUGGCGAAGAAGCAGCACUUGAAGCAGCUGACGAGGAAGCCGAGCUGCUAGGAACAGCGGUCGAGGUAGAGCUGACCGAAGAGCUUGCGGAAGAUGAAACUACCGAUGAAGAAGUGACACUUGAGACAAGCGAUGAAGAAGCCGGGCUGCUGGGAACAGUAGACGAGGCGGGCGAGCUGACUGAAGAACUUUCAGACGGUGAAACGAUUGACGAAGAACUAGCACUUGAAGUAGCACUAGAAACAGGAGAAGAAGAAGCCGAGCUGCUGGCAACAACGGUUGAGGCAGACGAAACAGCAGAGCUGGAAGAGGCCGAUGAAACAGACGACGACCCACUCUGA